AUGUCAUGGUCACAAUACCUUGCUUUACGAAAAAAACAACGACAAUAUGCUCUAUUUGCUACGAUCCCCUCUACCACAAUUGGUCUAUCUGUGGGAAUCCUCCGCUUUGCUACGAUUGAAUCGCUCCCAACUGAGUUGAUUAUGGGGAUAGAAGCAAACUACGUAUACGCCAUUUCAACUUUAGGAUGCGCAAUCUUUGGCUACCUUAUUGGACCUACGAUCGGUCAUAGUAUCUUUCGCUUGGGCGUUUCGAAACCUCUCCAAGCAGCCAUGCAGGAGCGAAAUGCACAGUUCUAUGCACACAUCAAAGCAAAUCGAGUCGAUCCCGCUCAAUCUAACCUCAACAACCCCCUACCUGAUUGGCAUGGCGAGCGUGUUGGGAGCCUGAGUGAUUAUAGGCGCUGGCUCAGAGAUCAAGCCGCCUAUAGAAGGAAAGCAUCGCAGCAUGGAAUGUUAUUACGCCAAGAAGAUCUCAGUCAAGGCAAGGAUUUGAUCUGA
Melampsora larici-populina 98AG31 is the source of this 498-nucleotide messenger RNA. RefSeq lists its product as uncharacterized. Gene Ontology annotation, biological process: protein import into mitochondrial matrix. NCBI's taxonomy places the organism in Eukaryota, Fungi, Basidiomycota, Pucciniomycetes, Pucciniales, Melampsoraceae. Gene Ontology annotation, cellular component: PAM complex, Tim23 associated import motor. The transcript is spliced from 2 exons. Bases 1 to 498 code for a protein of 165 amino acids. The record is from RefSeq and is a predicted model, not a curated record.